Messenger RNA from Bradysia coprophila, 1179 nucleotides. RefSeq lists its product as uncharacterized. NCBI's taxonomy places the organism in Eukaryota, Metazoa, Arthropoda, Insecta, Diptera, Sciaridae. The record is from RefSeq and is a predicted model, not a curated record.
UUCCUUCAAUGUUUACAUUUUCAAUUUAAAACAAACUUACAGUGUCGUUAACUCGGCCACGAAGUCGAGGCUGCACAUAUAUUUUGAUACUGCAGCAAUUGCAACAUUAUGUUCAACAAAGGUUCUUUUACCGAUGACCUAUACGCCUCCCGUGGAUUCGAUCCAGCAGAUGAUCAGAUUCGUGGUAAUCGAAAUCAGUACGAUCAUUUAAAUAAAUUAGAUGCUGAGGCCAAAACAUCAAUUCAACAUCCACCUAGACCAUACUACAAUUUAAAUUCGAAAAAUGACUUCAAAAUUGGUGGUACCUGUAAUCACUUUCAGGAAUUAAACGAAAAGUUCCAAGAGUUAGAGACAAAAAUGUACGAAGUUGAAAAAUGUUUUAAGGAAGCAAAUAAGCUAGAAACGGACAAAGCUAAACUGACGGCAAUCACUGAUACAAGAUCACCAAUGGAAAAUGCUAACAACAUUCAGCGGUCUCGUCUAUAUGAUAUUUCGGAAAGUCGAAAAGAAACGGCCACAUAUCCAUCAGAUGGUGUUAAAGAUUGGUUCGGAGAUCAUCAUUCGACGAUCAUGGAUAGAAAGCAACCACAAAGUCGAGUCAUUCGAGAUGGAAGUGGUGAUGUUCCGCAGAUGCAAAACGAAGGAUGGUCGGAUGAUUCGUGUAAAACUUUAACAAAAUCGACAGGGGAGCAUCUCUCAAAUAGGCAUUGUACUAAGGGCAUUUUUACUGUACAUCAUUUUGACGAGAUGCGCCAACGCUAUUCGUCCAAUAAUUGUAUGUUCGAAGCAAGUAAUCAGUCGACAGACAUUGAUUUUUUGGAAAAAUCGAAAAAAUUGAUUUUGACCUUAAUUGACAAAGAACUGAAGAAAAUUGAGACGAAACCGAAACAGUUUCGUCCAACCAACCAACAAACUGCGACAACGGCAGAUGAGUGUUUAGAUGCUCAGAGGAACUUGAAAAUCGAUUGCAUAAACAAUAUUGAGAGAGAGCUUAAAACGUUAAAGAAACUGGAAUCGUUAGAACAAUAGAUGCGUGUUUGGAUCGAUUGCGUGAAUGUUAUCUUGCCAAAUUGCCAUCGUGGCAUUACCAAAAUUGUCGUUAAUUGGUAUUUUUGGUAGUAGUUGGCAAUACAAAUGCUACCUUCGUAACAGUGGGAAAUAAAUAUGAAACAUAGAUGA